Molecule: messenger RNA, 3245 nt
Organism: Stylophora pistillata
Lineage: Eukaryota; Metazoa; Cnidaria; Anthozoa; Scleractinia; Pocilloporidae
Source: RefSeq, a predicted model, not a curated record
GAGUUUUUGGCUUCAAUAACAUUAUGAACUUAGAGCAAAAUCUUCCCAUGUGCCCGCGUUGCGCUACAUGCGUUUCGUCACGAAUUCUCUUGACAGCUACUCAUCUGUACCCAUCAUGCAUUUGUAGCCCAUGUUUUUUUCCGAGGAAAUUCGUUAUCAAAAAAUUAUCUUCCCAUGUCACAACAACUUAGUGCAUGUUAUGUUACCUUUGUAAUCUCUGGGUGAACGGUGAUCUCUUCCAAAGGAAUUAUUUUUUCAUUUGAAGUCUUAGGUGUAGGGACAUUUCAGGUUUCAACAGCAUCUCCUAGAUGAAAGAAAUAUGAUGGCAUCACCCCGUAAGUUUCAUCUCUUCAACUGCGACCGUCUCUGUAAGCUCGACCCCAUCGAAGACUUCUUGUUGACAACGACAGAGACACUCGGCAUUAAGAUAUCUGUGAAGCAACACUAUUUCUCGCUUUCCGAAAUAUCUGAGUUCAGCGAUCAAACGAUUCCCACCCUGGAGAUGGAUGCUGCCGUCUUAGCUGUACAUGCAAACGAAUCUCGUCUUUCCAUCAACGAAGACACACAAGGGGGAUACACGAAAGUUUACAGAGCUUUGCUUCAGGCGACAGAAGGAAACGUAAUUGUUGUUGUCGGUGGUGAUAACAAUUACAGCAACGAAGAGGAAAAGAAGAAAGCUGUUGCCUCGCGGUGGGCGCGAAGGAAGAUACGUUCGCAGCUAAAAGAGGAAUUUCUCGACGGACGAAAAAGUUUCCUCUUUACAUGGGACAGAAAACACAGAGCAAUUCACGAGCAAGCACUGAAACAUUACUUUGAUCUUAACAAGAAAGGACAAAAGUUCGAGUAUGAACCAUCAGAGCGGCCUGAGCUUUCUUUAAAAGACCCAACGGCUCCGCUAGCAAGAGUAACAGAACCUGCGCAUCAGCCUAGGCUUCAACGCUCCGCUACCCUCCCGGAAGGGAAAAGUAAACGAGAAAUAGAAGAGAGGCGGGAUCUGUCAAGUUCCUCGAAAAAAGAUCACGCAGUGACCAGGCAAAGAAGUGUGGAUUUUCACACUAAUCAGCAACCUAAACUACAGCUUGAUCCCCUUUCUGCAACAGCUGUUUCGACUUCAGAAUACGGAUGCUCAUCACUUAAGAUCAGAUCGGAACAACACAGAGCGCAAAUCGAUACUGCGAUGAAGGAAACAUGUCUGAUAGAAGCACCAACAGAUGUGGCUGCAGAUUCUGGGAGGAAACUGCUGGACAACAAACCGCAACAGCCGUCAGUGCGAACAGAUACGGCUAUGGAAAAGGAACGUCAAGUAAUAGAAUUAGCGGUCCUUGGCUGUGAUGCGUCUCUGGAUACAAUGCAGGUUGUGAAAUCAGUCAUCAAAGACCUUCAGCUCAAGAUAAACCUGCCAAAAUAUCCCCUAGUGGAAAAUUAUUCACUAGAUUAUAUCAAAUCGUACUUGACGAGAAACACUCUCUGUUUUUGUGUUCUUGUGGUGGAUAAAGAAGCGCUUAAUACAAUCCAGAGGCAUGAGUUGGAAGACGUUCUCUGGACAGCAGCUGAUGUUGUCGUUGAAAAGGUUAUCUUUACGAUUUGCGAUCGAUGUCCUGCUCUCAAAGGAGGGGAAGAGACAUUCGUACACAACAUUCAACUAAUGCUUAAAGAGAAAAGAAAGGGCCUUAUCGUGUGGUUGGAGGAUGGAAAACUGAACGUGGAACCCGAUGUCUUGAUACAAUUAAUGCUUGGAGCUCCAAUAGUGGCGAAGAACAGACAGGGACAGAUAAGCCACUCAGGAGAGUUAUCCAGACCAACCAAUGCUGUCUCAGGUUUUUCAUCCGACGGGAGACUGGUUCAAGGAACGCAAAAGCAUACAGGGAGUUUGCCAUCACUGCAAAUGUACCACACAAUAAGACCCGAUACACGUUCAACAGCAGCCAAUAACUAUGGAGAAGGGGGCAUGAAUUCCAGCCAUGUUCUUGUACUCAAAACACGAAUCCAUUAUGGGAUAGUAUCAUAUGCUUCCAAGGAUCUUGAGUUUCGUUGUCCUGAUUGGGUAAUUCCCGAACAAAUAGAAGAAAGCUUGAGGUGUAAGUAUUCAACGACAGCAAACGGAGUGUUGAGCAUCUAUUAUAACAAGGAGGGCCAAUUACAGUCUACCGUACAAACUGAUAGAGCGGCCUUUUGUUUGAUUAUUUAAUGAACAGAUCAAUACGGCCUCUACACCAGACUCUCACAAAGUGAAUAUAUGAUAGAGGCUUGUUCUCUUAUUGGUAGUUCAUAGAUGCGAUAGUCAUAAUCACGUUGCAUUACAACCUCUCUCCGAUUCGAGAUCUUUUAAUUUUAUCUUCUCGAGAAAUAAUAGCAAUCUAUGAGUUAGAUGGAAUUUAACACCAAGAAAUUCUAUACUCUACGUGUCUCACCUAUAAGCGCGAACCACCCCUCGCAAAAUUUUUAUUCUGUGGGAAAAUUUUUGAGAGCGUAAACUCCCAUCCGUACUAAGGAAUUGAAAUAGAUAAUAAACUUAGACGGAAGGAACAUAUAAAUCAUAUAAUACCGCGAACAUGAUGUUUUAGGCUUAGGAGAAAUUUCUGGUUGUGUGCGGAGAGCAUCAAAACGACGUCAUAUGUUACCUUGGUCCGGCCUAAGCUCGAGUACACGUCUGUUGGUCGUUACCAACAUUUAAAUGCGACAUUGUCGAACUGGAAAGAGUGCAAAGAGCAGCAGCCCAUUUUUAUACAAGCGAUUAUGACUGGUUGUCAUGCGCACGUACAUGCUAGAAAAACUAGUCAGAACUGCACCCUUUGCUUGGUUGACAUUGAGUUAAAGGGCUUUUUAAAUUUUUAAUAAUAAGACUCUUAACGGGGACAGUCAAAGCCUUAAGCUUCUUGACUGAACCUCACUGUAAGAGAGACGUGUUCAAUUUUUUUUUCCCAAGAACUGCCGGAGACUAGAAGUAUCUCCUACCUGAUAUGCUUGAUGUUACGUCACUUGACAAAUUUGAAAAUUGGCGUAGUUCAUUAGCGUGAUAAGAGCGCGUCAAUGUGCAGUUAGUUUUAAGUUCUGUCUUGUACUUAUUAUAGAAUAUAAUUUUACUUUUACACUUAGAAGUAGUUGGUGUUUUGCCUAAACGGCUUUUAACGACCUAAUUGAGAUGAUCAUGAUGGUGAUCUUAAAAUUACUAUGUGAUUCUGUAAAAACCCAUAAAUAUAUUUAAUCCUCUUUAAAACAGAGCCAGUCAAAUAUGACUUUUAUUA